Messenger RNA from Acomys russatus (golden spiny mouse), 3284 nucleotides. RefSeq names its product interferon induced with helicase C domain 1 (gene Ifih1). Gene Ontology annotation, molecular function: DNA binding; hydrolase activity; single-stranded RNA binding. Gene Ontology annotation, biological process: response to virus; innate immune response; positive regulation of interferon-beta production. The transcript has 16 exons. Lineage: Eukaryota; Metazoa; Chordata; Mammalia; Rodentia; Muridae. The coding region runs from base 149 to 3223 and encodes 1024 amino acids. The record is from RefSeq and is a predicted model, not a curated record. Gene Ontology annotation, cellular component: cytoplasm.
GCCGGGUGCCACCAAUUGAUCCAGCGCUCUGAGACCACCUGGUACCUGCGGGCUCCCAGGCAGCGCAGGCGGGGACCUAUUCUCUCUCACCUGUGGAUUGUCUGCCAGCGGGCCCAGAGACUCCUCUCCCAUUCCCUGAGAACCAACCAUGUCGAAUAUCUGUUCUGAGGAGAACAGGUUCCGCUAUCUCCUCUCAUGCUUCAGGCCCAGGAUGAAAAGGUACAUUCAGGUGGAGCCGGUCCUGGACUACAUCACCUUUCUGCCCACAGAAACCAAAGAGCAGAUUCUUAACAAGAUCACCACCUGUGGGAACACCAGCGCAGCGGAACUGCUGCUGAGCACCUUGGAGAAGGCAGAGUGGCAGCCCGGCUGGCCCCAGAUGUUUGUGGAGGCCCUGGAGCACAGUGGCAGCGCCCUAGCUGCGCGCUAUGUCAAACCCACACUCACUGAUCUGCCGUCUCCGUCCGCUGAGACCUUCCAUGAUGAGUGUCUCCACCUACUGACCCUCCUACAGCCCACUUUGGUGGACAAGCUUCUAAUUGAUGACGUGUUGGACCCUUGCGCGGAGAAGGGACUGUUGACACCUGAGGACAGAAAUCGGAUUUCUGCUGCAGGAAAUAGUGGAAAUGAAUCAGGUGUAAGAGAACUACUGAGAAGGAUCGUGCAGAAAGAAAAUUGGUUUUCUCCUUUUCUGGAUGUUCUUCACCAAACUGGAAAUGACGCACUAGUCCAAGAGCUCACAGGUGUUGGAUGCCCAGAAGACAAUGAAGAGUUGGAGAUUGCAUCUCACAACAAUGGGCCUGAAGCGAGUGGGUCCCUUCUGUCUGCUAUAGAAGAGACAAGUCUGGAGACAGAGGCCUGGACCACAGAGGAUACGUUACCAGAGGCCUCUUUUACAGACUCUUCUGUGACCAUGGAAUCAGACACAAGUUUGGCAGAAGGAAGUGUCAGCUGCUUAGAUGAAAGUCUUGGACAUAACAGCAACAUGGGCAGUGAUUCAGGCACCAUGGGAAGUGAUUCAGAUGAAAGGGUAGGGACACAAAGAACAUCCCCGGAGCCAGAACUGCAGCUCCGGCCUUAUCAAAUGGAAGUGGCGCAGCCAGCUCUGGACGGGAAGAACGUUAUCAUCUGCCUCCCCACGGGGAGCGGGAAAACCAGAGUGGCUGUCUACAUCACCAAAGAUCACUUGGACAAGAAGAAGCAGGCGUCUGAAUCCGGGAAGGUUAUCGUCCUUGUCAAUAAGGUGAUGUUAGCUGAACAACUUUUCCGCAAAGAAUUCAACCCAUUUUUAAAGAAAUGGUAUCGCAUUAUUGGAUUAAGCGGUGAUACCCAGCUGAAAAUAUCGUUUCCAGAAGUUGUCAAAUCUUAUGAUGUUAUUAUCAGCACAGCUCAGAUCCUCGAGAACUCCCUCUUAAACAGGGAGAGUGGAGAAGAUGACGGUGUGCAGCUAUCAGAUUUUUCCCUCGUUAUCAUCGAUGAGUGUCAUCACACCAACAAGGAGGCAGUCUAUAACAACAUCAUGAGACGGUAUCUGAAGCAGAAGUUGAAGAAUAAUACCCUCAAGAAGCAAAACAAGCCAGUAACCCAGCUGCCACAGAUACUAGGACUGACGGCUUCACCUGGUGUUGGAGGAGCCAAAAAGCAAUCUGAGGCUGAAAAGCAUAUUUUAAAUAUAUGUGCCAAUCUUGAUGCAUUCACUAUUAAAACAGUGAGGGAGAAUCUUGGUCAACUUAAACAGCAAAUAAAGGAUCCACGGAAGAAGUUUGUGAUUGCUGACGACACCAGAGAAAAUCCAUUUAAAGAGAAACUUCUAGAAAUUAUGGCAAGCAUUCAAACUUACUGCAAAAUGAGUCCAAUGUCAGAUUUUGGAACCCAGCAUUAUGAGCAAUGGGCCAUUCAAAUGGAAAAAAAAGCUGCUAAGGACGGUAACCGCAAAGACCGUGUCUGUGCAGAACAUUUGAGGAAAUACAAUGAAGCCCUACAAAUCAAUGACACGAUCCGCAUGAUCGACGCGUACAGCCACCUGGAAAGUUUCUACACUGAUGAGAAAGCAAAGAAGUUUGCUGUCCUGGAGGACAAUGAUGAGAGCGAAGAUGAUGCUAACAGUCACGAUGAUGAAGUUAAGGGCAAUGUAAAGACACCUUUGAAACUCGACGAAACGGAUGAAUUUCUCAUGGAUUUAUUCUUUGAUAACAGGAAAAUGUUGAAAAAAUUAGCUGAGAACCCAAAAUAUGAAAAUGAAAAACUCACUAAAUUGAGAAACACUAUAUUGGAACAAUUCACAAGGACUGAGGAGUCGUCUCGAGGAAUUAUUUUCACAAAAACACGGCAGAGCACCUAUGCACUUUCCCAGUGGAUCAUGGAAAAUGAAAAGUUUGCAGAAGUUGGCAUCAAAGCGCACCACCUGAUCGGAGCAGGACAUAGCAGUGAAGUCAAGCCCAUGACACAGAACGAACAAAAAGAAGUCAUUAGUAAAUUUCGCACUGGAGAAAUAAAUCUGCUUAUAGCUACUACAGUAGCAGAGGAAGGCCUGGACAUCAAAGAAUGCAAUAUCGUUAUCCGGUAUGGUCUCGUCACUAAUGAGAUAGCCAUGGUCCAGGCCCGUGGUCGAGCCAGAGCUGAUGAAAGCACCUAUGUCCUGGUUACCAGCAGUGGCUCAGGAGUUACUGAACGUGAGAUCGUUAAUGAUUUCCGAGAGAAGAUGAUGUAUACAGCUAUAAACCGUGUUCAAAACAUGAAACCAGAGGAGUAUUCACGUGAGAUUUUGAAAUUACAGGUACAAAGUCUCUUGGAAAAGAAAAUGAAAGUCAAAAGAAGUAUUGCAAAGCAGUACAACAACAAUCCAUCAUUAGUAACUCUUCUCUGCAAAAACUGUAGUAUCCUGGUCUGCUCAGGAGAGAACAUCCAUGUAAUUGAGAAGAUGCAUCACGUGAAUAUGACACCGGAAUUCAAGGAACUCUACAUUGUAAGAGAAAAUAAAGCACUGCAAAAGAAAUUUGCUGAUUAUCAAGCAAACGGAGAGAUUAUCUGCAAAUGUGGCCAAGCUUGGGGAACAAUGAUGGUACACAAAGGCUUAGAUUUGCCUUGUCUUAAAAUAAGGAAUUUUGUAGUGGAUUUCAAAAAUAACUCACCAAAGAAACAGUAUAAGAAGUGGAUGGAACUCCCUAUCAGAUUUCCUGAUCUAGAUUGCUCAGAAUACUGCUUGUAUAGUGAUGAAGACUAGCUCUUGAUUCAUGAUUAUUUUUAAAUGUUGCCAACUCAACAUUGAGUAUGAUUUUGAUGGU